This is a messenger RNA of Maylandia zebra (zebra mbuna), 869 nucleotides long. Lineage: Eukaryota; Metazoa; Chordata; Actinopteri; Cichliformes; Cichlidae. The record is from RefSeq and is a predicted model, not a curated record.
AUGCAACGUCACACUGCUGAUAUCUUCAAUGUGGCUAUAGCUCAGGUGGCAGAGCAGUAUCAAUGUCGUGGUUCUGAGAUUAUUAAUGGGAAAGAAGUCAAGCCACACUCACUGCCUUACAUGGCUUAUGCCACAUCUUUCGGAGGCCGCCAGAAGGAAGCUGACAGGGAGGUCGAGGCACAGUGUGCCGGGAGUGCGGUAUUCUCGCCGUCUCUUGUGGCCUCGACCUCCCAGUCAGCUAUCGAGCGCAGCGGGAGUUACUGGGUGAUGCUGGGAGCCCACUCCAGAACGAAAAACGAACAUUCCAAGCAACUCCGAGUCGUCGAGAAAAGUUUUCCUCAUCCUGGCUACUGUUGUGCAAAGCACGACAAUGACCUCAUGUUGCUGAAGGUAAGAGAGAUUCAUCACCAAUAUCUGAGAUUCUUUUUAACUUUUUUUCAGCUUAAAGAACCGGUGUUGAAAACCAGGGAAGUGCAGUGGCUCGAGGUUGGCAACACUGUGAGAGACCCGGCAGCUGGCAGCACGUGUCUGGUGGCCGGAUGGGGAGAAACUGAAACAAAACAACCAUCAGAUGUCCUCAAGUCUGUCAAUGUGACCGUGGUGGACAGACAGACGUGCAACUCUCGUGAUUAUUACAACCACGACCCUGUUAUCACUGAUGACAUGAUAUGUGCUGGUUCAGAUGGUACAAACGUCGCUGAUACCUGUCAGGGGGAUUCAGGGGGCCCGCUGUUGUGCGAUGGAGCGCUGGUUGGAGUCACUUCUUUUGGAGAGGAUUGUGGUGUCAUUAAAAAACCUGGAGUCUACUCGUUUAUCUCAGGGAGACAGCUGUCCUGGAUCAAAACCACGAUGAAGUUAUUCUAAAUGUG